AUGGGUCUCAAACUCUACGGUAUGCGUCAAGCAACUUGCACUCAGCGAGUACUCACUACACUCGCUGAGAAAGGCGUUGAUUACGAGUUCGUUCUUGUCAAUCUUAUGACAGGAGAGCACAAGUCACCUUCGCAUCUUGAGAAGCAGCCUUUUGGAAAGGUUCCCGUCCUCGACGAUGAUGGUUUCUUGAUUUACGAAAGCAGGGCUAUCUGCAAGUACCUUGCUCGAAAGUACGCCGACAAGGGUACCAAGCUCAUCCCUGCAGAGGGAGAUGUAAAAGGCUAUGGUUCAUUUGAACAAGCUUGCUCAAUCGAACAGGCUUACUUUGAUGCCGAAACCUUUGGUCUCUGGUUCGAAAGCUUCAUCAAACCUGCCAGAGGAUGGGGUGCUACUAGCCCUGAGGUGGUUCAAAAACAUCUCCAAACACUUGACAACAACCUCGCUGUCUACGACCAGAUCCUCUCGAAGCAGAAGUAUCUUGCGGGAGAUGAAUUCACCUUGGCUGAUUUGUACCAUUUACCACACGGUACGCAGGCAUUGAAGUAUGGAUUUCAAGAUUUACUCGCAAAGUAUCCUCAUGUGAACAAGUGGUGGGAAGGAAUUCAAGCUAGAGACAGCUGGAAAGAAGUAGUUGCUGCGGCUGCUUAG
This is a messenger RNA of Botrytis fragariae, 648 nucleotides long. RefSeq lists its product as uncharacterized. Bases 1 to 648 code for a protein of 215 amino acids. Gene Ontology annotation, cellular component: cytoplasm. Gene Ontology annotation, molecular function: glutathione binding; glutathione transferase activity. The transcript has 3 exons. NCBI's taxonomy places the organism in Eukaryota, Fungi, Ascomycota, Leotiomycetes, Helotiales, Sclerotiniaceae. The record is from RefSeq and is a predicted model, not a curated record.